This is a messenger RNA of Haplochromis burtoni (Burton's mouthbrooder), 2866 nucleotides long. RefSeq names its product circadian associated repressor of transcription a (gene ciarta). The coding region runs from base 318 to 1343 and encodes 341 amino acids. The record is from RefSeq and is a predicted model, not a curated record. The transcript is spliced from 6 exons. Gene Ontology annotation, biological process: negative regulation of DNA-templated transcription; circadian regulation of gene expression. Gene Ontology annotation, cellular component: nucleus. Lineage: Eukaryota; Metazoa; Chordata; Actinopteri; Cichliformes; Cichlidae. Gene Ontology annotation, molecular function: RNA polymerase II cis-regulatory region sequence-specific DNA binding.
CUCUCGGCCAAAGGGAAAAGAGCAGCUCUGGGCUCAGCCAAUCGCGGCUCCGUACACGCUCCAGCACGUGUAGAGGCCGUUGCGCUCGGUGGGUAGUUCGCGUGCGGGUAGGAGAGCUCCCAAUGUAAGUGAAACGCCACGAGCGGAGGUAGCAGAAACGAGGAGGGACUGGCUAAGAGGAGUUACAGCUGUGCUCACAAGUAGAGCCGUUAGUUUUUGUGGAAGUCCCCUCUGUGAGCUUUGAUUUAUUUUUUUAAACUAGUUCAAAUAGCGCUAGCUGUCCUUUUUUAAGAGUCCAACUCUCCUCCGUCCAAAAGAUGAAUUCAUUAGGUAUUUCCUCCAAAUGGCCAUCUUAUGACUCGCUACCCUCCACUCCAAGCUUUCUGCUCAGUGAGACUGAGCAGACUGAAGAUGAGGCUGAAACCUUCUCAGAGGGAGAGGGGGACAGUGGGAUUGGAAAGUUGCCUUCCGCCGAUGAAGGAAUCUCACUUUCUGGAAGCUACAUUGGUUUACCUCCUCAUACCAAUCAGCUGCGUUUGAGAUCUCAGUGUGACCGGUCUGAAAAGUGCUCUGACACGACUAAACCUCCAGGCUCUGCCCCUUCUCCUGAAGACCACACAUUAUCGUCAUCAGUGACACCAGGGGACAUCGCUUUCGCUCAGAAGUGUGCAGAUUUGCACAGGUUUAUCCAUCCUCUCCUCGAGCUGCUUCAUGGUUUAAAGACUGGCCGAUUUGACCGAGGCUUAACCAGUUUCCAGCAGAGUGUUGCUAUGGACAGGUUGCAGAGGAUUCUUGGAAUCCUACAGAAACCUGAAAUGGGUGAGAAAUAUCUUCAGAAUCUGCUGCAAAUAGAGAUGCUGCUCAAAAUGUGGUUCCCUCGGGAGGCGUUUACAUCCACAAACACACCAAACAAGACCACCACACCCAGAGUCGCAGCACACUGGAGCCAAAAUCAGCUCCACAUCCCAGUAAAGAAGAGAAAACUGAGCUGGCCAGACUCUACCCAGGCUGGCAAAGUCCCAGCCAAGCACGGAAAACACGGGAGCUGCCAUGCUGCCUUUUCACUAGACACCAUUUCCACGUGUUGGCGCGGAUCCCGUACAGAACAGAAAACUCCAGAGGAAGAAGCAGACGAAGCAGCUGGGUACAGCUGUAGCUCUGAACACGAGUUUACACACAGGACUGGCACUUUAAGCAGGCCGUCAUAUUUAUGUAGCAGGAGAGCACAUGACAAUCGGAAGCACCCUGAGAGUUCUCCGCCCUCCUCCUCAUGUGGCAGCCCAGCUACACAAGACAGCUCGGUGUCUUCAAGCAACAUCAUUACUAUAAGUGACUCACCUUAGCUGGCCUUAGCUGACCUCGCUAUCACAUGGAGGUGCCUCAGCAUGCCAGCGAGACUGAAAGCAGAGGGCGGACUCGAUUACAUAAGAAUAAAGUUGGGCGUGGAGCCAGUCUGUGAUGCUUAUAAGGAACAUUAAACCAGGAGGAGGAGAACUGUACAGAGAUGGUCAUUAACCCCUAACUAUCCAGUGUUGGGUUUUUAAUGACACCAGAGUUAUUUCAAAGUGUUUGUCUGAAUGGAUUUUUGUAUACAUUGACCUUUAAGUUAAAAAAUGUUGAAAAUACUUUUACAUGUGUUAAAACAGUUUGUGCUGUGCUUUGUACGUUUUCAUAUCAUCGAACGCAGCUCUAAGCAGUAGCAGUACAGGAUUUCAUGCCAUUGAUGAAAAAUGUGUUUGUAGCAGGAAAAAAACGAGUCAGUUGAAUAUAAAAUACUUUAUGAAGCGACGAUUGGUUCCACGGCUGCUUACAUUUUUUUUGCAUUUGCACUAUUUUCCCAGAGAAAAUAGGACAAAUUAAUUAGCGGUUUAGUUUAUCGUGAAGAAACUCACAAAUUGAUUACAAAUAUACCUCAUUAUUGAACUCAGAUGACUCGAAAUUUUAUUUAGGAAAGUUUAAAAAGUAUUUUUUCCAGCUGUCUGAUUGUAGCAUACAGUAGAAUAAAGGCGUGAAGCCGCUGCCAAAAUGUGCCAAAUUAAACCAUGAUGCAUUAUCAUAUCACAAGCAGCUUACUCUAGUGUCGCAGCACUUAACGUACGCUCUUUGUUUUUUUAUCUGCACUUAUUAAGAACAGAUGUAGUCCCACACAGAACAUGACUGACUAGUAAUCACUGAGCCGAGUUAGAAACCAAAGAAGCUCGGUCUUUCAGUUGGUUUUUAUUCUGUAAGCUAGCUGUAGAUAGGUGGACUUGAAAUAUUUUAUUACACUUGACCUUGGGCAUGGGGUCACUUUUUCCUUAUUAGGUGAUUAAACAGGAAUAAUAUAAUAUUUAAUCCUGUGUGACUUUGAAUUGAUGCAACUGCACUUUUGGAUGACAAUGAGGAAAUGUUACACACUAAAGGGUUUGUGAUGUUAUUUAUGAAAGCAGUACUUGAAAACCUUAAUUCCAUUCAGCAGACUUGGUGUGUGUUACGCCUGGGAUGAGCGCUUUACAGGUUUUUGUAGGGGAAAGGGUGGGGGAGGAGGACAUGUCAUUUGAUUGCAGUUGAGCAAAUCUAGCUUAUUAUUCAUACAAAAAAGCUCCAAAUGCAUUGUGUCAUCAUGAGGGCAAAAAACAUCCCUUUGUGCCCUGUUUUAAAUGGAUUUGUAACCCUGGAAGUGCUUUUUUAUUGAGUCAUUAUUAAGAAAUAUCAGGGGGAAUACGAUAAACAAAACACUUUCCAUUCCAUAUCUAUUAAAUACCUUAAUAUUUUUUUGUACCACCAUAUUUUAUAAUCAGGUAUCAUUCAUGUUGAAUGACAUUUCAUCUCUGGUGGGAUCUUUUUGUUUUGGGUUGUUUUUUUUUUUAACCAGUGAGCCUUAUUU